Messenger RNA from Triticum aestivum (bread wheat), 1676 nucleotides. Its product is annotated as BTB/POZ and MATH domain-containing protein 3-like. The transcript is spliced from 2 exons. Lineage: Eukaryota; Viridiplantae; Streptophyta; Magnoliopsida; Poales; Poaceae. The record is from RefSeq and is a predicted model, not a curated record. Gene Ontology annotation, biological process: protein ubiquitination. Gene Ontology annotation, molecular function: protein binding. The coding region runs from base 275 to 1429 and encodes 384 amino acids.
GCGUACGUGUCCAUGUUCCCGGUCUCCUUCGCCGCCGCCGUUCCAAAACCCCAAUCGCAAGUGACGUACGGCUCACGCCUAGGGUACCGGGCACUGCCGGAGUGCGACGGCACACGGCGGCAGCACUAGCCGCGCAGGCCGACAUCGACAGGCCAGGAGUAACAGGCUGUGUACGCCGUUAGUGCGAUCUAUCGAUCGGGAACCGGCUGACGCGACCGGGAGUCGAUCGACUUCCUUUCCCCGCUGCUUCAUCUCUUAAGGUCCUGGGCUCGUCAUGCCGUACGCCGGCGUAUCUGUCAUCUCUGAUGGUAAGCUGCAAUCUGCAUCGGUCGUCGUCUGCGGCGCGGCCAGCGGCUACCGUCUGUUCAUUGUGGAUGGCUACUCACGCAGCAAGGAGAACACGCCCAACGGGAAGAGCAUCAAGUCUAGGCCUUUUAGGGUGGGAGGCUACUGGUGGGUCAUCCUGUACUCGCUCAACGGCGAGCGCUCCCAAGACGAGGGCCACACUUCCAUUACCCUUGCUCUCGACCAGGAUGUUUCGCGCCAUGUCAAGGUGCAGUUCGAGUUCAGUUUCAUCGACCAGAUCGACAAGCAGAAGUCAGCACGCAUUCGCUCAUCCGAAGUAGCCUCUCUUUCGACUGGCACCUCAUGUGGCCACCAUAGGUGGAUGAAGAGCGGGGACUUUGAGGCGUCCAGACAUCUCAGGGAUGACAAUUUCAUCAUCCGGUGCGACUUGUUUGUUGCCACGGCCGUCGGUAGCUUUGCUCCCACCCCGACCAUUGAGGUGCCCAAGCCGGAUGUACUCUGGCAAUUCGGAGAUCUUCUUCAAACCAAGUUGGGCGUGGACGUGACGUUCGAGGUCGGUGGCGAGACGUUCGCCGCGCAUCGGUGUGUGCUUGCAACUCGGUCCUCGGUCUUCAGGGCGCAGCUCUUUGGCUCCAUGAUGGAGGUUACUACUAGUGUCAUACACAUAGAAGAUAUGGCACCAAGUGUGUUCAGGGCCUUGCUAACUUUCAUCUACAAUGACUCGCUGCCCAAGAGGGAGGUUGACAAUAUGGAGGAGGAUGAAGAUGAAGGAGACACGGACGAGGACGAGUCGGAAGAAGAAUAUGAUGAAGAGGACGAACAAGUGACGUGGCUGCAGCACUUGCUCGUAGCGGCGGAUAGGUACGAUCUCCCAAAACUCAAGUUGAUGUGCGAAGACGAGUUGUGUGAGCACCUAGACGUGAGCUCGGUGGCGACUAUUCUUGAUCUAGCCGAGCAGUACCACUGUUGUCGCCUGAAGGAGGCGUGCGUGCAGUUCGUGCGAUUCCUGUCUCCCGCAAAGUUACAUAUCUUAUUGCGUACCAAAGGCUGGAAGCAUAUAGCUAAAACCUAUCCAGAUGUUGUGAACGAGCUCAUAGUAAAGCUUGCUUCCAAAUUCUACUGAUCUACACGUCUUGCUAGCUACUUGGCUACACAAAUGUUAGACCUUGUGCUAGGGAAACAUCUGGUGUUCAUCACAUUGAAUGUAUGGUCUUUAGACUCAACUUUAAGCACAUGGAUCCAUUGAUCUGCAUUCGUUCAAAGUGCUAGUUCCCUUUGCAAGUACUCAUGUUUUUAUUCUCAACAGAAUGAUCGUAUUUAGGGUUUUGAACCAUGUGCUGAUGUGACCGUGAAAAACAGUUUUAUACUAG